AUGAUUAAAAGAUUAUUUUUGGUAAUUAUCUUUGUUUCAAUAACAAAAGUUGUACUUAAUUGUGCUCCACCAGGUUUUGUUCCUAGUCAAGAUCCAACUAAUGUUAAUGCUAGAUGUUCAGAUUUAAUUUUGUAUCCUGUUAGUGCUGUUGAUCAAAGUGACCAAUAUAGAUUUGACUAUUCAGAUGUAUCAUUUGGUAAUACACAUAAUCAAGGUGCUACAGUUGCUAUAACAUGUACAGCUGGUGGACAAUUGGCUACAGUUGAAGGAUAUGAUCAACAAAGAUCCUCAAUUACUGCUGCUCCAACGAUAAUUGCAACAUGUACUAAUGUUGGUGGUUCACAAUAUACAUGGACAAUUUUGGGAAGAAUUCUUCAAUUUGUUGACUGCCGUUUUUAA
Molecule: messenger RNA, 399 nt
Organism: Strongyloides ratti
Lineage: Eukaryota; Metazoa; Nematoda; Chromadorea; Rhabditida; Strongyloididae
Exons: 2
Coding region: 1-399 (132 amino acids)
Source: RefSeq, a predicted model, not a curated record